Molecule: messenger RNA, 1260 nt
Organism: Chlorella variabilis
Lineage: Eukaryota; Viridiplantae; Chlorophyta; Trebouxiophyceae; Chlorellales; Chlorellaceae
Exons: 3
Coding region: 11-1006 (331 amino acids)
Source: RefSeq, a predicted model, not a curated record
AUUGCACAGAAUGCUCGACACAGUCGUCUCCUUCACUCUCUCAGAGGCGCUAGCAGUGGCAGCGGCCGUCGGCCUGUUUCUGGGCCUGUUCUCGGCAGCAGCUCUCCUCGUGCUCCUGCGAUGGGUGGAGAAGCGCCUGGUAGAGGCGCGGCCCGGCGGCGACAGCCGCCCCCCGCGGCAUGCCGAACCUAGUGUUCGGCACGUGCCGCUCGAGGGCAGCUUGCAGCCUGCGCGGGACCCAGCGCCACCCACAGCAUGUCAGUCAGCGGCGUGCGGGUGCAGCGGGUGUGGAUCACGCGGAAUGGGCGGAUGGCGCUUGAGGCGUCGCUGCCCGCCGCCAUGGCUGCUACUGUGUUGGCUGGCAGCAAGCGGCUCAAGGGUACUGGGAUCACCCUUGGGCCCGUCCUCAGCCCCAGCGAGCUGCGCGAACGGGAGGCGCGCAGGCAGCAGCAGCCACAGCCCACCCCGGUCCCGCCCCAGCCUGGCCGACAGCGCCGUGCGCAGCGCUCCGCCCCGCCAGCAGCCGCUAACGCGGCAGCACGGAGGCGCGGCGAGCAGCCGCCGCCGCCACCGCUUGCCGGCGGCACGGUGCAGCAGCAGCAGCAGCAACCACCACCGCCGCCCGACGGCGGCAGGAGGGAGCAGCAGCAGCAGCAGCCACCGCCGCCGCCUGACGGCGGCGGCGAGCAGCCACCACCAGCCGGCCCCCACCGUGUCACCGCCCUCACCACCGGCGGCACAGUGGCCGCCCUUGGCCAGUGCCGUGGUUCCUUUAGCGGCGGCCACGCCUGCUGCCCCGCCUAACCCCAAGUCGCCUGCGGCAGACGAGCGGCCCGAAUCCUCAACUGCGCGGCGGCGACGCCAGCGGCGGGAGACGGCGGCGAGGCACCAGGCGGAGGCCGCCACCUCCACACCCUCAUCUCGUGCCCCAUCCCCAGUCGAGGUGGCCCCUGGGCACGUCUUGACGGCCCUGCCCAGGCGGUCGGCUCGGCUGGCCCGGGGUUGAGCUUAUCCGGCGCUUCAUUAAAUGCCUCUUGCUAUCUUUAUGCAGAUGCCCACCGUGUGUAUUGCUUGGGGCAUGCAGCUUAUAAUUUUGGGUGGGUUUUGUAUUUGCUGCAAUGUUGUGUACAGCUCUACCCCCCAUACCUGAAUCUCUUCCCUCAUGUGUUUUGUGUUGGUGCAUACUUUUCCAGCUGUUUGGCACCACAGCUGGGCCCGUAGCAUUCAUUUGCUCCUUAUGGGUGUAACAGACAGACAGAC